AUGGCGGAGUUACUGCCCAUCAAGAUAUUGCUAUUGGGCGAUGAGAAGGUUGGAAAGUCUACGUUUCUAGCUCGCAUGAGUAAAGGAAGCACAGAGCUUGAGGGGAGAACCGACAUCCACUUAUUACGUGACAUGGAUCAGCCAUUCGUUUUUGAAGCAAGAAAUAAGAAAGGAGGAUAUCGACUUGAGUUUUAUGACACAUCUAGUCCUGAGAGCUGGCGCCUGCUCAAACCAGAUCUGGUGAUUAUUUGUUAUGAUAUCAGUCAAAGGCUGACCCUGAUCAAUAUGCAAAGAAUUUGGAUUAACGAGGUCCGCUCAACCUUCCAACACGAGGACCAACUGCCUAUCGUGAUACUAGGUCUCAAGCGGGACUUGAGAUCUGAGCAGGACCCCAACGGAAUUAUUUACCCACAAGAGGCGUAUAAAGUGAGUCAGGAGAUGAGGGCCGACAAGUAUGCUGAAUGUUCAGCUGUGACUGGUGAGCUGUUUAAACUAGCCUUCGAGGAGAUAUUCAGCACAGCCAUGAAAACCACCACGGCUGUUGGCGGGCAGAGCGAGGGUGGCUGUGUUGCCAUGUAA
Messenger RNA from Truncatella angustata, 579 nucleotides. Its product is annotated as P-loop containing nucleoside triphosphate hydrolase protein. NCBI's taxonomy places the organism in Eukaryota, Fungi, Ascomycota, Sordariomycetes, Amphisphaeriales, Sporocadaceae. The record is from RefSeq and is a predicted model, not a curated record. The coding region runs from base 1 to 579 and encodes 192 amino acids. The transcript is spliced from 3 exons. Gene Ontology annotation, biological process: small GTPase-mediated signal transduction. Gene Ontology annotation, molecular function: GTP binding; GTPase activity.